Panicum hallii is the source of this 3386-nucleotide messenger RNA. Its product is annotated as kinesin-like protein KIN-5C. The coding region runs from base 127 to 3150 and encodes 1007 amino acids. The transcript has 22 exons. Gene Ontology annotation, molecular function: plus-end-directed microtubule motor activity; microtubule binding; ATP binding. Gene Ontology annotation, biological process: microtubule-based movement. The record is from RefSeq and is a predicted model, not a curated record. NCBI's taxonomy places the organism in Eukaryota, Viridiplantae, Streptophyta, Magnoliopsida, Poales, Poaceae.
CCCCAAAAUUUCGAAUUCUCCCUCUCCGUCUCCCCCACCGCACCCCCGCUCCUCCCCACCUCGCCGUACAAAAUUUGAAAUCCCCUCUCCUCCGAGCCACCGCCCCCCUUCGCCGCCGCGUCCGCCAUGUCGUCGCGGCAGGACAAGGAGAAGGCGGUGAACGUGCAGGUCCUCCUCCGAUGCAGGCCCUUCAGCGACGACGAGCUCAGGAACAACGCGCCGCAGGUCGUCACCUGCAACGACUACCAGCGGGAGGUCGCCGUCACGCAGACCAUCGCCGGCAAGCAGUUCGACCGGGUCUUCACCUUCGACAAGGUUUUUGGGCCGACAGCAAAGCAGCAGGACUUGUAUGACCAGGCGAUUAUUCCUAUUGUUAAUGAGGUCUUGGAGGGAUUCAACUGUACCAUAUUUGCCUAUGGCCAGACAGGCACAGGAAAGACAUAUACCAUGGAAGGCGAGUGCAGGAGAGCAAAGAGCGGGCCAAAGGGCCAGUUACCUGCAGAUGCUGGAGUCAUACCUAGGGCAGUGAAGCAGAUCUUUGAUACCCUGGAGAGGCAGAAUACUGAGUACAGUGUUAAAGUCACGUUCCUGGAGCUGUACAAUGAAGAAAUCACAGAUCUUCUUGCACCUGAGGAGAUAUCUAAGGUUGCUCUAGAAGAUAGACAGAAGAAAACCUUACCUCUUAUGGAGGACGGCAAGGGCGGAGUGCUUGUUAGAGGUCUUGAGGAAGAAAUUGUUACAAAUGCAAGUGAAAUAUUUUCUCUGUUGGAAAGAGGGUCUGCAAAGAGGCGCACUGCAGAGACUCUUUUGAAUAAACAAUCUAGUCGGUCACACUCCCUUUUCUCUAUCACUAUUCACAUAAAAGAGGCAACCCCUGAAGGAGAAGAACUGAUAAAAUGCGGGAAGUUAAAUCUUGUUGACUUGGCUGGUUCCGAGAACAUCUCUCGUUCUGGAGCUAGGGAGGGCCGUGCAAGGGAGGCUGGUGAAAUUAAUAAAAGCUUGCUGACUUUGGGGCGUGUGAUUACGGCGUUGGUAGAGCACCUAGGACAUGUUCCUUACAGGGACAGUAAACUCACAAGAUUGCUUCGCGAUUCACUCGGAGGAAGAACAAAGACUUGCAUUAUUGCAACUGUUUCACCUUCCGUGCAUUGCCUUGAAGAAACUUUGAGUACAUUGGACUAUGCACACCGAGCAAAGAGCAUCAAGAACAGGCCUGAGGUCAAUCAGAAAAUGAUGAAAUCAACAUUAAUUAAAGAUCUUUAUGGUGAAAUUGACCGACUUAAAGCAGAGGUAUAUGCUGCUCGAGAAAAAGUUGGAGUGUACAUCCCCAAAGAUAGAUAUCAGCAGGAGGAAAAUGAACGAAAGGCAAUGGCUGAUCAGAUCGAACAAAUGAAUGCUUCUUUGGAAGCAAACCAGAAGCUAAUUAGCGAUUUGCAACAGAAGUACGAUUCUGAGCUUCAGCAUUCUGCUGAUUUGAGCAAAAAGCUUGAAGUGACAGAGAAAUGUCUGGACCACACAAGCAACCUACUCUCUACGACAAAAGAAGAUCUGAAACAGGCACAAUAUAACCUUAAGGAGAAGGACUUCAUAAUUUCAGAGCAGAAGAAAGCAGAAAAUGCUUUAACACAUCAAGCUUGUGUUCUGCGAUCAGACCUGGAAAAAUCUAGUCGCGAUAAUGCUUCACUCUAUUCAAAAAUCGCUAGGGGAGACAAGCUAAGUGCCACAAAUAGGUCAGUUGUGAAUACAUUCCAAACUGACCUUGCUUCGAAGUUGGGUGUUCUAUCCAGUACACUUAAUGCAUCCAUAGACCAACAAAAUAAGCACCUAAAGUCCGUGGAACAUUUGUGUCAGUCUUGUGUUGAUUCCCAUGACAAGGCCACUUCUGAGCUGAAAAAGAAAAUUUUGGCUUCAAAAUCAUUAUACAUGUCUCAUAUGGAAGCCUUCCAAAAUGUUGUACUGCUACAUAAAGCAAGUGCAAAUGCCACACUUGAAGAUAUAUCAUCACUGUCUGCUGCAAGCUGCUGCAGUCUUGACCAGCUACUAGCUUGUGUGGAGGGAGAGGCACAGAAUAUAUUUAGUGACAUCCAUAACUUGUUGACUACCCACCGAAGCGAGCUUACACACUUCACUCGAGAAUUAAGGGAGAGUUUCCUAAUUAGCUUGGACAGAACAAAAGAGAUGUCUACCUUUAUUAUUGGGCUAUUUGACAAAUAUGUUGAGGAAACGUCAAAGUUGCAUAGCCACUCAAACAACACACAUGAAGCACAAAUGAAAAGCAUUGAAGAUUUUCAGAUUGCUUAUGAGGAACAAUCAAAAUCAGAGGAACAGAAGCUUCUGGCGGACAUAAGCAGUUUAGUGUCUAAACACAUUACUAGACAAAGAGAGCUGGUCGGUGUUAGGUUGAAUUCUCUUGGUGAUGCUGCUCGUGGAAACAAGGCAUUUUUGGAUGAACACACAUCAGCUAUGGAGUGUGUCACUAAAGACGCCAAAAGGAAGUGGGAGAUAUUUGCAGAGCAGGCGGAGAAUGACUGCAAAACUGGGUCCAGCUCUUCUGCAGCUAAGCAUUGUCGAAUGGAAACCAUGCUACAGGAAUGUGCAUGCACUGUUGACUCUGCUGUUCAGCAAUGGAAGAAGUCACAUGCAGCUGUUAACGAUCUCAGCAAAAAACACGUCACUGAAGUUGAUGCACUUGUCAGAUCGGCAGUUGAGAACAAUGAGCAACAUGAAGUUGAGAUUGCAUGGUCUCGAGCUGUGGCUGAAGAACAUGCAGCCAAGAGCAGCAAGGACAUAACCCAGGACAUUGACGAUCUACUGGAAGAGUCGCGCAAAUCAAGCUCAAGAGUAGUGUCAACGGUAGAGGUUCACUUUGCAGAGCUGCAACAGCUGCAAGAGAACCACUCAAGCCAGGCUGCCGGCAUCAACAAGCAUGCUGACAAGGCUUUCCAAAGCAGCUACAAGGACUACGAGCCGACUGGUGAAACUCCGGUGAGGUCCGAGCCGAACGUACCAAGCAAAGGCACAAUCGAGUCGAUGCGGGCGAUGCCCAUGGAGACCCUGGCGAACGAGUUCCGCGAGAACCACCCGUACGAAUCGAGCAAGGAGCCCAAGCCGUCGCUCAUCCCUCGCUCGCCCCUCGCGACACUCAACUGAGACGACGGAAGCCACCACCAUCACAUCCCUGUGUGCAGUGUAAUUUAAUUUGUGGGCACCAAUUUGCCGGUUUUGAAGUCCUUGCUGUGUGCUAGGUUAACUGUGGGGCGUGAGCUGCCUUAGCUUUCCCCAGGUGCAUUUCCCUUUUCCUCGUUUCAUCAUCUGUAGCAUUGUGUUCAUGUGUUGUGUGAUACUGCUGAUGUGGAUAAUCAGAAAUUUACCCAAAUGUUUUUGAA